Molecule: messenger RNA, 1260 nt
Organism: Lactuca sativa (garden lettuce)
Lineage: Eukaryota; Viridiplantae; Streptophyta; Magnoliopsida; Asterales; Asteraceae
Biological process (GO): mRNA splicing, via spliceosome
Molecular function (GO): protein binding
Source: RefSeq, a predicted model, not a curated record
AGAGCACUAGAGGGUGCAGUAAUGGAGUAUACCGCGGCAGAGGGAUCUCUCUCGGGCAUAAUCCACCCAAAGUGGUUUCCAAAUCCAAAAGCAAAACCCUAACCCUCAAUUCUCAAGCAAAGAAUGAUUCUUCUUAUACUACGUUGUUUUCAGUCCCACAUUUUCUGAUUCAACUCUAUUCCAACCAAGUACUCGAUCAUCAUCAUCAUCAUCAUCAUUAUCGUCACCAUCAGAAGCAGAAGCAGAAGCAGAAGCAGCUCUGUUCAUAAUUCAAGUAAUAUGCGAAUUUUGGCGGAAGACAAGGCUGAUUCUGCCGAUUUUGAUAAGAAUCACAAAUUUUCGUUUGAGAUAAAUGGAUCAGUAGAGUCCAGUUCUUCUUCUUCUUCCUCGUCAACUCUAAGCCCUUUUUCUCCAUUGUUGCUUAUCGAAACCUUAUCUCGCAAGAGCUUUUCGUAUGGGAAACUUCCUUUAAUACCUAUCAAGCUUACUGUUCUCAAAUUAGAUGGAUCUUCCUUCGAUAUUACUGUUGCGAAGAACCCUACUGUGGCUCAGCUGAAGCAGGCUGUGGAGGAUGCUUUUAGUCAUUUCCCCAAACAUGGAGCUGGCAAGGUUUCAUGGUCACAUGUGUGGGCACAGUUUUGCUUAUCUUUUGAGGGUCAGAAGCUCCUUGAUGAACAAGAUUCUAUCCGUGUUCAUGGAAUCAAAGAUGGUGAUCAGCUUCAGUUUGUCAGACAUACAUCAGUUAGUUACAAUCUUGUGAAGGAAAGAUCAAAAAAAGAAGAUUAUAAGUUGGAGGAAUCUGAGGCAUCACCAACUAAACAAGAGCAAAAUGAUUUACAAGAUAAAUCAAACCAGAAAAAGCAUGAGGAAAAUGAAGAAGAUGAGAGUUGUGAGGACAUUUCCGUAAAUAUUACAUGUCAAUGCAGCUGGGCCCACCUAAUAAGACGCUUGUUUUCAAACCGCAAACAAAAAGAUGUUGACACAAGUUAUGAAGAGCUUAUUACUUCUAAAUCUUCUUGAGAAUAUGAAAAAAGGGUUAUGAGAAUAAAUGUUAGGUUUCAAAGAGAAAUGCUCAUUGUUGUGAUUUUUUUCAUUAAGUCGUUAUUUUUGCAUUAAGUAAAAAAGAAAUGCCUAUUUGUUUUUAUGUGAUGUAUGUAGUAGUGUUGUAGUUUUGUUUGGUUAAAUAAUGUUCAACAAUUUUUUUGAGAAAAUGAUGUGAUACUUGUGGAAAUGGAAAUAGAAGGAAGAAAUUUGGUCGAA